This is a messenger RNA of Triplophysa dalaica, 3357 nucleotides long. RefSeq names its product ST8 alpha-N-acetyl-neuraminide alpha-2,8-sialyltransferase 6 (gene st8sia6). The transcript is spliced from 7 exons. Gene Ontology annotation, biological process: N-glycan processing; oligosaccharide metabolic process. The record is from RefSeq and is a predicted model, not a curated record. NCBI's taxonomy places the organism in Eukaryota, Metazoa, Chordata, Actinopteri, Cypriniformes, Nemacheilidae. Gene Ontology annotation, molecular function: alpha-N-acetylneuraminate alpha-2,8-sialyltransferase activity. The coding region runs from base 765 to 1838 and encodes 357 amino acids.
CUUCCAAUUCCCUCUUUCCAAACUAUCAUGUCAAAUUGGUAAAGCUAGGGUUCACACAUAAGCGUCAAGGGGGUCACAUCAAACUUGCAUUUGAUUGGCUUAUAGACGCUGCCCAUUGCAUUCCUUGACAAUCAUUGGCUACUGCACUGAAGGGAAAAUCCUUCUCUAGCACACAUACCCUUCUUUCAAGUCAUGAGGUGCUGCCAUGGGCUAAUUCUGUACCCACCACUCGUAUUACCCAUAUUACCCUGAGAGAGAGAGAGAGAGAGAGAGAGAGAGAGCGUAACUGUGUAUGUGUGUAUGAGAGAGAGUCAGAGAGAGGGAGGGGCGAGCAAGUUGAGUUCAGAGAGGGGGAGGGUGCUGAGAAUGUGGGAGAAGCAACAGCUUGAGAUUUCUAGGGAGUCUGUCUAAGGGAAAGUCGGAGCCACUAACAAAUGCGAAGGAAGUGUGAGAGGCAAGGAAAUGACGGUGAAGAAGUGAAAGGAAAAUAGGAAACAUGCCUUACAGAACAUAGGGAGGAAAAGAGGAAUUUCUUCUUGCGCAAGAAAAGGCAAAAAUGGAAGAGACUAUAGAUGGAUUAGUCAGAGCUUGAGAGAGCAAAGCAGCAGAGAAGUGAGAAGAGACUGGGCCUACCGGUCAAGACAGUCAUUUAAAAUAAGCCGGCAGAGGAAGUUGUUGGCAGAAGUAGCAUCUGCUUUUGAAUGAGGGUUCACGAGGACACAUGCAUGUCGCCGGCUGUGUGUGCGUGAGAGUGGACGCACGUUAUGAAGAACCGAAUGCUCUGUCUGCUUCCGGUGAUCCUUGUGUGUUCCUUCUGCAGUGUGGCCUUCUGGUUUUUUCUUUCCAGCAAUAAUGUAAUCCCUCGUCUUGCUUCUAAGAUUCCUCAAAAAGGCUCUGAUGCUUCAGCACCUUGCACAGGAUGCAAAGACAGUUUAUUAAUUACCAAAGCACUGGAGAACUACUCAAGCGAAUGGAAGAAACAGGAGGCAAACUUCAAAAAGUUCAGGUCAGUAUUAAGCAGCAAGUGUCAUGCUGUGUCUAAGGCUGUGGUCACACAGAGUAACACACCACUGGGCUCAAAUGUGGUCUAUGAUGGAGAGAGGAGAAAGCCACUGCAGGUGACACCAGCUCUGUUCAGCAUACUUGCUAAGGAGCAGCCCUUUGGAAAUGCAACAUUCGAAUCGUGUGCUGUGGUGGGGAAUGGAGGUAUUUUGUCCAAUAGCAGCUGUGGACAGAAAAUAAAUUCCGCUCAAUUUGUCAUCAGAUGUAAUCUUCCACCACUGGGGAACGGACAUGAGCAGGAUGUUGGCAACAAAACAAACUUGGUGACUGCAAAUCCCAGCAUCCUUCACGAGAAGUACAGCGGACUGAUGGAUCGACGUCGUCCGUUUGUGGAAAGCCUCCGUCCCUACGGACAGGCUUUACUGCUGCUACCAGCUUUCUCCUAUGGCCACAACACGCCUGUAUCCCUGCGUGCAUUUUACACACUGGAGGACUUUGGCAGAGAAGGUCCGCCGCCUGUUUUUCUGAACCCGGACUACAUGAGGAGGCUGUCAAAGUUCUGGCGCGAAAGAGGGCUCAACUCGGUCCGCCCCAGCACGGGACUCAUCAUGGCUAGCUUAGCGCUAGAGAUUUGCACUAACGUCCAUUUGUACGGCUUUUGGCCUUUCAACAAACAUCCGCAUGACAAUCGGCCGAUCACCAACCAUUAUUAUGAUAAUCGGGAGAGCAAAAAGAAUGUGCAUUCCAUGCCAACUGAGUUUGAACAUUUACUAAAACUCCACAAGCAAGGUGUGGUGCAUAUACACCUGGGUGACUGUCAACACAAUCGGAGGUAAAAACAUGUGGGCCACAGAAUACAUCUUUAUCCGAUUUGCUACUAAAACACCUGUAAGGCUUAUUUUCACUGCUGAGAGAAUGAAGGCCUUUCUGAAAACAAAGCAUUUUUGAAUGUGCACUGAGGCUAUGAAUCUCUAUUGCUUGAAUUACUGUUCGUACACACUUUACCGUAAGAUGAAUUUGCACAUAUACUUGCACAUUUUGCCUCCGUACUGUGAAGGAAUUUAAUUAGGAAAAUGACUCCCAGACCUGCAUCCUCCCUAAAGACCCCUAAGCACUCAUUCACGCGGUCUUGCCUUAGUCAGUCGCUCACUUUUGGUACGCGUCUUCAGCUGUUGCCUCUCAUUCAUCACAAGUGCCAGUCUGUUCUCUUUCAAAACGAGCAGUAAUGGAUCUGAUCUCAGGUGUGCGGAGUAAGCUGUAAUAACAUGAACACUGAAAUCAAAUGCCGCCUUCCUGUGAACAUGGGAAACUCGUGCCAUCAAGUUGGGCGUUCGUUAGGACGACAUGUAACACGUUCAAGUUGGAAAAUAACAAGGAAGGAGCAAACUUAGAAAUAUAGUUAAUUUAUGCUACAUCCAUUUUAUAUAUCUGUUAAGUGCCCAAACAGGUAUCCCUUUACAAAAGACAUAGAAAUCUUACAUUUUUCCCCAUACGGUGUAUACUGGUAUCAUAUAAAAUGUUUAGUUUUCAUAAAAUAAUCUAUACAUCAAGCAUAUAGUGAUUGAAAGAACACAUGUAGAAUUGAUAUAACUGUCCAAAAUCAUUCAUUACCAUUGACAACAGUUUGCAUUCCAUCGUUUUGGAUUUCGACAACUCGGCUCGGCAAGUCGUAUUGUGUAAAAUCCAGAGAUUCCCAGUUCCCACUGUUUAACACAACUUCAUUUGAGCAUUCAUGUGCCUGGAACUCGCAAAUAUGUGAUAUUUUCGUCUCCACUUGAAGGCGGCAUACUUCUAGACUUUGAUUCCACAUCUUAGCUGCUUCAUUUUAAAAAAUAAUCUUUAACACAAAGUUUUAGUUUUAUGUUUAUAAGAGCUUUAAUCAAUUUUGAAAAGAAAGAUCUCAAGUAGAUUCAUUUGAAAGCUGUGAUGGAGUUAAUUAAUACAAUGUGGAGGUGUCGCACCUCUAAUGUCAUGCCUGGUGUUCAGUUGUUAAAUAUGUAGAAUAUAUGUGACAGAAUUUACUGCACAUGUGAAAAAGCUUGAGGAAAGCAUUUGAAAAUGGCGGUGUGGAGGAUGGAAAACGCUUUUUAAUAUUAUCCGGAUUAAUGUUGACAUUUAGAGAAUUUGUUGAUCUCCGGAUUUAUUUAAAUGUGACAAUAUGAUUGCUGGAUGAAACAAUAGGAAACACAUGUGUGGGUUAACUUCACUCAGAGUUAGAAAAAACAGCUGUAAAUGCAUAUCAAUAAAUUACUGUAUGGAACAUAAAAUUGGUUUGGAUAAUUAAGUAAAACACAGUUUUUUUUAUAUUCUUUGCAUUUUAAAGUGGACAUGACAGCAUUAAAAAUGUAAAAUGCC